ACAUACACCCAAACGCUCCCCUCCAAAAGAAAAAACUCAUUUGUUAAUUGCUGAAUAUCAAUCAAAGAGAGAAGAUAAAUUAAUAUAGCGAAAAAGGAAGAAGAAAGAAAUGGAAGAGAUAGAGAUAGUAAUAGCAGGUGCCGGCAUAUGCGGUCUCGCCGUUGCCUUAGCUCUUCACAGGAAGGGGAUAAAGAGUGUUGUUCUGGAAAAAGCAGAGUCGGUUCGUGCGACCGGCGCCGGCAUCGGAAUCCAACCAAACGGGUGGCGCGUCCUUCACCAGCUUGGCGUUGCCUCCACUCUACAAUCUACUGCUCUCCCAAUUCUCGGAGGGCGAGAUAUAUCGAUCCAAAACAACGGGAAGCGACGUGAAUCGCCUCUUCUACCAGUUCCAAGUGUUGGAGAAGUACGUUGCUUGAAGCGUAGUGAUCUAGUCAACGUGCUAGCUGGUCAACUUCCAACUGGCACCAUUCGCUUUGAAUGCCAAAUCGUGUCAGUGGAGUUGGACUCUUUGACUUCUUAUCCAAUUAUUCACUUGCAAGAUGGAACCGCCAUUAGAGCCAAGGUUUUGGUCGGAUGUGAUGGAGCCAAUUCAAUAGUUGGAAAUUUUAUUGGGCUAAAACCCAAGAAGGUGUUCAGUUCAUGUACAGUGAGAGGUUUUACAGAGUAUCCUAAUAGCCAUGGAUUGCCAAUUGAAUUUAUUAGGAUAAGAAAGGGCAACACACUUUUUGGAAGAGUUCCUAUUACCGAUAAACUCGUUUAUUGGUUCUUACUUCACAGGUGGAAUCCCACAGAUAUUUUAAAGUGGCCCAAGAUCCAGAAUUGAUACAACAACUGGCUAAAGACACUUUACUUGAAUAUGAGUUGUCAACAGAAAGCCUAGAGUUAGUGGAAAGGUGCGAUCGAAGCUCAUUAUCAUUCACUCACUUGAGUUAUCGAGAGCCAUGGGAAGUGUUGCUGGCCAAUUUUCGAAGAGGAACAGUGACAGUGGCUGGAGAUGCAAUGCAUGCAAUGUGUCCGUUCUUGGGUCAGGGCGGCGCAGCAGCCAUGGAAGACUCAAUAGUACUAGCUCGGUGCUUAUCAAAGAAGCUUAAUUCAAAAGAGGGAAUUGAGGAAGCACUUGACAAAUAUGUAAAAGAAA
Molecule: messenger RNA, 1138 nt
Organism: Carica papaya (papaya)
Lineage: Eukaryota; Viridiplantae; Streptophyta; Magnoliopsida; Brassicales; Caricaceae
Product: monooxygenase 1-like
Molecular function (GO): FAD binding
Source: RefSeq, a predicted model, not a curated record